AUGACCCGAUUUCAAAUAGCGUUGGCGGUUCUCCUUGGUUUUGCUGGUUUCGCAGCUACAGAAGGUAUUGACUGGACCUUUUGGAACGACGACGAUGAUGAUAAGGAUGAUUUUGUACCUGAUUCAUCGAAGACAAUGCCUCCUACAACGACAAUGACCUCGGGCAACAGCCACGAUAAAAGUGUCGUCAAAUCAACUUUUCGCAACUGGGUAGGUCCCUGGAGCAUGUCGCCCGAUACCGCGUGCUAUCGUGAAGCUCAUAUAAUGGACGUAUGUCCUGACAACUAUGAUCGCAAUGAAUUAACAAAUACUUGCUGGACAGAAUGCCCAGUACAGUAUCCCGUUGAGUGCGGCAUGGAAUGUAUCCGACAAAAUGACGACUGCGGACUUGAAGUGUCCAGCAAGGUUUCAGCUGUGGCGAUGACCAUUUUCAGCAGUGCCACCUUUGGCGUGUUUGGUGAGUUAUCCAAGCUGGGCAAGACAAUUUCACGGGCUGUUCAGUGCACCAACUCACUGAUGCUGGUGAUGAGAGGAGUAGUUCGAUACAUUCGUACCAUGAAGACAGAAGAUCCGCAAGCUUCGGAUCGAAAGCUGCUCAUUUUGCUUUACCAAACUGGUACCGUUGUCACGGACUUGCCUAUUGCCAUUACCGUUUGCUUGGGUAAAGCAGUGCCGCCAAACCUUCGAAAGACACAAUAUUUUGUGGCUACGGUGCAGUGGAUGUUAAUGCAAGCCAUCGCACAUGAUGAUAGUAUCAUUUCUAACUGGAAAAAGUUUAAGGGAUUCCUCACAGGAGCCAACUUUACCGAGGCUGCUGAAGAAAUUACGGAGAACGAAAUCUCAUCGCUCGAGACAGCCAUGAAGCAGAACUCGACCUGCGGAGGAGAUCUCACGUCCUUGACCGGACGAGUCUGGACGACAGUGAACGGGUACAGGGAAGACAACCCCGGUAUCACGGAUGACGAGAUUCGACUUAGAAUCAGUAAUUCAGAUCUCGUCAAGUACGAUGUGCCCACAGCGACUAACAACUGCAUGCCCCAAAUGGUCUCUGAAUCGAAUAUCGAGACUGCCUACCACACGCGCGAAACAUUACGCAAAACCUUCGGCGUUAUCAUCAACGACCUGAUAAAAUCUAGGAAAAGCGACAACGGGACGUCAUUGGAGGACAAGGAACGAGCAUACAAGGUAAUCGACAUGGCAUUUUCAACUCUCGCCGCGACGUUGAUCGAUCCCACGCGCAUCACGUUACUAUUAUCAGAGUUUAUCCAGACAAUCUGUGGUCCGACCCAGUUUAUGGGCGAGAUUGAUGACGGCAAAAAAGCUGCUACACUGGGCUUGAAUACAUUGGGGGAUGCCUUUAAAGGCAGCAAUAGCGUUUGGACAAAGAAGGGUGACGGUGUAGUCAUCAUUAAUUUCGCUAGCACUGACAACAAAGACGUGACCGUCAAUAUCAAGUCCGGCGGAGAUAAAGUUGUUAAGGUGGACGUCAGAGCUGGAGGCACUGUCGAGUGGAAGUCACACGUUGCAAAGUUGGGGGGCAAGACAUUGUACCUGGACCGUUGGCGUCCAGGUUUCCUUGGUUUGCCAGGUACAGGAGGUGGCUCCCUUUCUCUUUGGGUACCGAAAGCAUCUCAGGGAGGUCAUUUAGAGCUUGAUGUGAAAAUCAACGUAAGCUAG
Molecule: messenger RNA, 1677 nt
Organism: Peronospora belbahrii
Lineage: Eukaryota; Oomycota; Peronosporomycetes; Peronosporales; Peronosporaceae
Source: the annotation of a GenBank genome assembly